AUGAAACUCCAGUCUCUGCUCCGCCCCAUGAAUGAAAGAAGUAUGGCCACGAGAGUUGUUAAUUUCUCGAAAAGGAAUCUCCUACCGGCUGAAAUCAACCUCCUGUCUAAGGGAAUAGGAUUUAAUCCCACGGAUGCUACACCUACCAACUUUCUAGCUGGUCUCGAAUCCAUUCUACUGACCUCUGUCCUGCCUGAAGACAAGCGCGCGGACAUACGCAGCUGUGCCACUGGUAUCCUCCGGCAAAAAAGACACCAGCAAACUCUACCGGCCGAAGAAGCGCAAGGAUUGCGAGCACUGAAAUCGGACCACAGCAUCGUUGUUGUUCCUGCCGACAAAGGUGGCGCUACCGUCAUCAUGGACAAAACUGACUACGUCAACAAGGCGAAUAUAAUCUUCAGUGACACGGAUUCUUACACCAUUAUCACCGAAGACCCAACGAAAAAGCUAGCCGCAGCCAUCAAGAAAAAGGUUAAUGAGCUUGCUCGCCUGAAAGCAUAG
Messenger RNA from Spirometra erinaceieuropaei, 501 nucleotides. NCBI's taxonomy places the organism in Eukaryota, Metazoa, Platyhelminthes, Cestoda, Diphyllobothriidea, Diphyllobothriidae. The record is from the annotation of a GenBank genome assembly.